AUGGAAAAAAGGUUUAACUACAACCUUAGCCGAGCAAGAAUGAUGAUCGAGAACACGUUUGGAAGAUGGAAGGGAAGGUUUGUCAGGUUUGGUAUGCGAGUAGAUAUGGAAGUAUCCUCUCUAGUUAACGUUGUACACGCAUCGUGUAUUUUACAUAAUAUGUGUGAACUUCAGAAAAACAACUUUGUGCCUGACUGGGAGGUGGUGGGGGCUAUUGAAGAGUUGAAUGAGUCAGAAGAUGAGAUUGAGGCGGCACAAGAUGCUGACAAUAUCUGCAGUGUUCGGACAGAGCACUUUGCUUGA
Molecule: messenger RNA, 303 nt
Organism: Paramuricea clavata
Lineage: Eukaryota; Metazoa; Cnidaria; Anthozoa; Malacalcyonacea; Plexauridae
Source: the annotation of a GenBank genome assembly